Molecule: messenger RNA, 655 nt
Organism: Phasianus colchicus (ring-necked pheasant)
Lineage: Eukaryota; Metazoa; Chordata; Aves; Galliformes; Phasianidae
Gene: MPV17
Product: mitochondrial inner membrane protein MPV17
Biological process (GO): regulation of mitochondrial DNA metabolic process
Cellular component (GO): cytoplasm; mitochondrion; membrane
Molecular function (GO): channel activity
Source: RefSeq, a predicted model, not a curated record
GUGUGCGUCAUCAUUCCGCGCCGUGUCACGUGGCCAUGUGGGCGGCAUGGCGGCGCUGCGGCGGCUCCUGGCGCGGCGGCCCGGGGCCGUGCAGGCGCUGACCGCCGGGGCACUGAUGGGAGCCGGCGAUGUGAUCGCACAGCAGCUGGUGGAGCGGCGCGGGCUGCACGGGCACCACAGCCAACGCACCCUGAAAAUGACAGCCAUUGGCUUCUGCUUUGUGGGCCCCGUUGUGGGCGGGUGGUACAGGAUCCUGGACCGGCUCAUCCCAGGGGCCACGAAAGCCGUGGCCGUAAAGAAGAUGAUGCUGGACCAGGGCGCCUUUGCACCGUGCUUCCUCGGCUGCUUCCUCGCCAUCACCGGGGUGAUGAACGGACUGUCGGUGGAGCAGAACUGGGCCAAGAUCCAGCAGGACUAUGUGGAUGCACUGCUCACCAACUACUGUAUUUGGCCGCCGGUGCAGAUCGCCAAUUUCUACUUCGUCCCUCUGGUCCACAGGCUGGCCGUCGUGCAGUGUGUUGCCAUUGUUUGGAACUGCUACCUGUCCUGGAAAGCAAACCGGCUUUGAGGGGGGGGAGGGGGGAAGCCGUGCUCCAGGUGCCCCCACCCACCACCUCUGGGGUCUCGGCCAAUGAGCGUGUGUGGGGCUGGAGCA